GGAUGCAGUGACUUAUGAUGAUGUGCAUGUGAACUUCACUGGGGAAGAGUGGGAUUUGCUGGAUCCUUCCCAGAAAAGUCUCUAUGAAGAGGUGAUGUUGGAGACCUACCAGAACAUCACUGCUAUAGGCUACAAUUGGAAAGACCAUCAUAUUGAAGAACAUUGUCAAAGUUCUAGAAGACAUGAAAGGAAUGAAAGAAGUCGUAUUGGAGAGAAACCCUAUGAAUGUAAUCAAUGUGGUAAAGCCUUUGCACGUCACAAUCAUCUCCAAAUACAUAAGAGAGCACAUACUGGAGAAAAACCUUAUGAGUGCAAUCAGUGUGGUAAAGCCUUUGCAUGUCACAGUCGUCUCCAAAGACAUAAACGAACACAUACUGGAGAGAAACCUUAUGAAUGUAAUCAAUGUGGUAAAGCUUUUGCACGUCAUAGUCAUCUCCAAAGACACGAAAAAACACAUAAUGCAGAGAAAUCUUAUGUAUGUAAUCAAUGUGGUAAAGCUUUUUCACAGCAGAGUAGUCUCCAAUAUCAUAAAAGAACACAUUCUGGAGAGAAACCUUAUGAAUGUAAUCAAUGUGAUAAAGCCUUUGCAUUUCACAAUAGUCUCCAAUAUCAUAAACGAACACAUUCUGGAGAGAAACCUUAUGCAUGUAAUCAAUGUGGUAAAGCUUUUCCAUUUCAGUACAGUCUCCAAAAACAUAAAAGAAUACAUACUGGAGAGAAACCUUAUGAAUGUGAUCAAUGUGGUAAAGCCUUUUCACUUGUGAAUCGUCUCCAAUAUCAUAAAAGAACACAUACUGGAGAGAAACUUUAUGAGUGUAAUCAAUGUGGUAAAGCAUUUGCAUUUCACAAUAGUCUCCAAAAACAUAAAAGAAUACAUACUGGAGAAAAACCUUAUCAAUGUAAUCAAUGUGGUAAAGCAUUUUCACAACAGAGUAGUCUCCAAUAUCAUAAAAGAACACAUACUGGAGAGAAACCUUAUGAGUGUAAUCAAUGUGGUAAAGCAUUUGCAUGUCACAAUAGUCUCCAAAAACAUAAAAGAACACAUACUGGAGAGAAACCUUAUCAAUGUAAUCAAUGUGGUAAAGCAUUUGCACAUCACAAUAGUCUCCAAUAUCAUAAAAGAACACAUACUGGAGAGAAUCCUUAGGAAUGAAAUCAAUGUGGUAAAGCCUUUGCAAGUCACAGUCAUCUCCAAGUACAUGAAAGAACACAUUUUAGAAAGAAACCUUAGAAUGCAAUCAAUGUUGUAAAGACUUUGGAUGUACGACUAAUCUCCCGAGACAUAAAGGAACAUAUACUGGACAGAAACCUUAUGAAUGUAAUCAAUGUGGUAAAGCAUUUGGAAGUCACAGUCAUCUACGACGACAUAAAAGAACACAGGAGAGAAACCUGGUUAUUGUUUACAUAUUGACAUAAGUGUUGUCUCCUCUCAGCUUCUAAGCACAGGACCACCUGAGGUGGCUCCUUCUGACUUGCCAAGCCAGCUCUAUUGUUUGCACCUGCCACUGCUCUUCAAAACAGUCACCUUCCAAAGCAGUCACCACUGCCUGCUGAGAAGCAGCAGAACUCAGCACCUUUAUCCAUGUGGCUCUGACUUUAGAGGCAAGAAUAGAAGGGACUACUGGGAAAAGUGAUGCUUGUUAGCUGUAGCUGAGAAAUUAGAAGUGAUGAAGAAGAGACCAGCAUCACUGAGGUGAAAGCUUCUAGGAAGUGUUUUCUGAGAGGACAAAGAAGCUGUGUUCCAGAGAUAUCCAGGAUUGUACCUUGUGUUGCAUCUGAACUUGGUCACAUGUAAGAAUCACCCAGGUGGUACUGGUUUUGAAGGCAUGAUGGUGUCAUGAGGAGCAGCUGAGGCUUGAACCCAUGAAGGGAGCAUAAGUGAGGCUAUCAUGAAGCCUAGUUGCAGCAGAAGAACCCAACAUAUUGAAGAUGCCAGUCCCAUGGGAUGAGCAGAAAGAGCAGCAGCAGCAGUAGAGUGGAGUCAACCAAAGCUUAGAGUGAUUCAGAGGGCAGAGCUGGAGAAGUGACCAUAUCUCUUUGGAGGAGU
Mus pahari (shrew mouse) is the source of this 2047-nucleotide messenger RNA. RefSeq names its product zinc finger protein 120-like. Lineage: Eukaryota; Metazoa; Chordata; Mammalia; Rodentia; Muridae. The transcript has 3 exons. The record is from RefSeq and is a predicted model, not a curated record. The coding region runs from base 95 to 1147 and encodes 350 amino acids.